Molecule: messenger RNA, 1230 nt
Organism: Saxophila tyrrhenica
Lineage: Eukaryota; Fungi; Ascomycota; Dothideomycetes; Mycosphaerellales; Extremaceae
Exons: 2
Coding region: 1-1230 (409 amino acids)
Source: RefSeq, a predicted model, not a curated record
AUGAGGCUCAGACAUACAGGCAGAAAGUUUAGCUGUGAUACCACGACAAUGACCAUGGCUGAAGCGCAGGGGAAGAAAACUGCAAAGAGAGCUGAAGAGGCGGCGGGUGUUGCUGGAGCUGCACCAAAGGCCAACGCAUUGCCUGCUCCAGCGCAGCCACCGAGGCAUGACUCCUUGAAGAGCGGUCCAUUCGCUCAGCAGACGACACAAUCGUCCACAGGAUCACGCAAAGGCCUGUUCGGCGCCCCUCUUUCCGGUCAGGUCCAGUACCAGUUCAACGCUGGGCCCAACGGCCUAGCAGCACCAAAGGCAGCCCCAGGACCAAGUGUCAAGAAGCCUGUGACCAAAGACCAGGCGAUGCAGAAGAAGCCGAAGCAGAAGUCAAAGCAGAACUCCGUGCGUCAGCCAGCAGACGCGAAGGACUUGAAGAUCGAAGAACUAAGCAGAAAGAUUGAUGAGCUGCAGAAGCAGAUGGCGGCUGGACGCGCAGCAACGCGAGACACGGCCGCUGCUGAAGCUGCAGGACGGGAAAGAGAUAUGGGGGGAUAUGGCUUCCCUGCCUACCCAGCCCAGACGCAACCUGCUCAAUUCGGCCAGAGUCCGUAUGCUCAUUUCCCAGGAGCUCAAGAACAGGCGGCCGGCGCGCAUCCGUGGCCCUCCGAUCCGCCUCCGCAGCAGUCAGCGUACCACCUACCGUUCUUCCCACCCCCAAACCCGCUGCCGCAUGGACUACACUACCCAAACAGCUACGGCCAGCAAGACCAUCAGGCGCCAUACCAGCCAACAUUCGCGGCCAUGCCAAACAUGGACGGUAUGGCAGGAGCACCGUUCGACAACCAGGCAGUACCUUACAACCAUGGUCAACAGCAGUUCGCACAGCACCAGGCUCAGCCGUGUGCCGGACAAGGCCACCAGCAUACCGUACAAGGAAUUCCAGAGCACGCACAUGCCGGAGGUUUGCCGAUGCCACCUCAUGCAACCGCGCACGGGGCCCCUGGCACGAACUUCUUGCGCGCCCCGCCUCACGUGCAGACGUCUGACGCGCUCGAUACUGCUCCACAUCCGCAACAGAUGCAGGCAGAAGUCCCACGCCCAGCUCACCCGGUUGGCCAAGGACGCGGGCAGCGCAUCGAUUCGAGUUCUCUUGCCAACCCCACACCCAAGGAGGAGAGGGCCGAUGUAGAUCUGUCGCGCUCGCAAGGCUCGUCGGUCAAGUCUGGGGCUGUAUGA